CUGACGCCUCCGCGGCGGGCCGAGGGCCGCCUCCUCCCGCGGAGACUCCAUUUCCCGGCGUGCCCCGAGAAGGCCUCCCCCACUCGGCCGCCGCAAUGUAAGCCCGGCCCCUCCUCUCGGAUGCCUCUCUGUUUCCUGGUUCGCGGGGCCGGCAGCCAUUUUGGGAUCUGGGUGCCGGAGCGGACGCUGCCUGCCGCCUUGAGGGGAGGAGUGGAGCCCGGCCAAGAAGGGAGACGCCGCGUCCGUUUGCCGGUGCUGCCCUCCGCUCUCCCCUCCGCUGCUCGGUCGGAUAAAGGGAGCCUGACCGCCGGGAGGAGCCGCCACCGGUGGGUCUGACCGCCGCCUGCUCCGCGGAGCGAGCUCGUUCUUCACAGGCCGCGGGGCCCCGCUGACAUGUCAAGCAUGAAUCCCGAAUAUGACUAUUUAUUCAAGCUGCUUCUGAUUGGAGACUCUGGUGUUGGAAAAUCUUGCCUUCUGCUUAGGUUUGCAGAUGAUACGUACACAGAAAGCUACAUCAGCACAAUUGGCGUGGACUUUAAAAUCAGAACUAUAGAGUUAGAUGGGAAAACAAUCAAACUUCAGAUAUGGGAUACGGCAGGCCAAGAGAGAUUUCGAACUAUCACUUCUAGUUACUACAGAGGAGCUCAUGGCAUCAUAGUUGUGUAUGAUGUUACAGAUCAGGAGUCUUUCAAUAAUGUAAAACAGUGGCUUCAAGAAAUAGAUCGUUAUGCCAGUGAAAAUGUUAACAAGUUGUUGGUAGGGAACAAGUGUGAUCUGACCACAAAGAAAGUAGUAGACUAUACAACAGCAAAGGAAUUUGCAGAUUCCCUUGGGAUUCCUUUUUUGGAAACCAGUGCAAAGAAUGCAACAAAUGUAGAACAGUCUUUCAUGACCAUGGCUGCUGAGAUCAAAAAACGGAUGGGCCCUGGAGCUACAGCAGGUGGUGCAGAGAAGUCCAAUGUUAAAAUUCAGAGCACUCCCGUCAAGCAGUCCAGUGGAGGUUGCUGCUAAAACUCUCCUCCCCAUUUGCAAUGAAUCUGAAACCUGAACCCAACUGAAAAAAAUGCCUGAAUUGUACUGUAUGUAGCUGCACUACAACAGAUUCUUAUCGUCUCCACAAAGGUCAGAGAUUGUAAAUGGUCAAUACUGACUUUUUUAUUCCCCCAAUUCAAUAAAGCUAACUUCAUUUUCAGAAAUAUGUUAAACCUUUUGUGUGCUGGUUUAUAAAUGCGUGUAAUCCUUGUUGCUUUUUCUUAUACCAGAUCGUUUCCUGUGGUUGGCUAAACUUGGAAUAUAUUAUUUUGUUCUGAUCAUAUUGGCAUGUUUAGAUGUCAGGUUUAGUCUUCUGAAGAUGAAGUAUAGCCUUUUUUGUAUCCAACAGCACAACUGUGUCUUGUCACUUUUCCAUGCAUAAAGUUCAGUAAGACAAAUGUUCUAUGUAAGAUCUGAUUUGCUAGUUCCUUGUAGAGUUGUAAACGGAGAGAUUGCAAUCUGUCUUUGAUCCAAAGAACUGCACUAAUUGGUUCUGUGCGCCCAAGGCAGGUUUGGAUUCUACUUGUACCUCUCCCAGACAAACCUUUUUUUUUAUUUUUAAACUGAGGCAUGUUUCGUUGGGGGUGGGGGGUGGCUGCCCCUGAAAGGAAAGUCGCAGAUUUCCAUUGGCAAUGCCUUAGACCUUGGGCAAUCCUAAAGUAGCUCUUUGGAUCCAAGAUGCUGAUUUUUCUUAAUACUCUGCAUAUAAUUUGUGGCUGCAGAACAUUGUAAUUUGUUGCACAAUAUGUAACAAACUGAAGAAAUGUUUAAUAAAUAUUGUACUUAUUGGAAGUAAUAUCAAACUGUAUGGUGAUUAAGUAUUGUCUUAAUUCUUAUGGCAAAGUGGAAAGGCUUGCAUUGUGCCCCAAAUGUACCUUUUUAUGUGCAGUAAUGGCACUUUAGAACCUUUUCCUGGACCAUACCUUCCCAGCCGAACAAAUAACUAGCAAGUAUGGCUUAAAUGACUAAGAGUUGCCAUGGUGUUUCUGGCGUGUAUGCUAUACUUGGAACACAAAAUCUUAUAACAUUGUUUAUAGAAUCAUAAUCACUCUAAAUGUACCAUAUUCUCCCCCUCCCUGCUCCUAAGUGUCUGGAUCUUUCUAAAUGAUUUCAUUUAGAAAUACCUUGGUGUCUCUUGCUCUGUCAUAGAAGAGGAAAGCAGUAUUUUCCUAAUAUAUGAAUGACUUCAAACUAACAAGGUGAUGUUAAAAUCUGAUGUUAUGUCUUUUCUAAAUAAUGUUACUUCCAUUCUCUCACAAUCAAAUACUGUUGACUUUAAUAAAACUUAGUGCAAUUUA
Messenger RNA from Podarcis raffonei (Aeolian wall lizard), 2330 nucleotides. It is a transcript of the gene RAB1A, whose product is annotated as RAB1A, member RAS oncogene family. The coding region runs from base 394 to 1011 and encodes 205 amino acids. The record is from RefSeq and is a predicted model, not a curated record. Gene Ontology annotation, molecular function: GTP binding; GTPase activity. The transcript has 6 exons. NCBI's taxonomy places the organism in Eukaryota, Metazoa, Chordata, Lepidosauria, Squamata, Lacertidae.